Canariomyces notabilis is the source of this 1977-nucleotide messenger RNA. RefSeq lists its product as uncharacterized. The record is from RefSeq and is a predicted model, not a curated record. The coding region runs from base 218 to 1717 and encodes 499 amino acids. Gene Ontology annotation, biological process: lactate metabolic process. Gene Ontology annotation, molecular function: L-lactate dehydrogenase (cytochrome) activity; heme binding. The transcript has 5 exons. Lineage: Eukaryota; Fungi; Ascomycota; Sordariomycetes; Sordariales; Chaetomiaceae.
UUUCCGAACUGGAUUCCUACUUUCUACAUUCUUUUCCUCAUUCCUUUACGACUAGUAUCCCAUCAUUGUGCGUGUGUGUGCAGCGUCGCGGCUUCAUGUUUGAUGGUCGGGGACGCUACCAGAUUGCCAUUGAACUGCAUUUUCAAUACGUCAGUCUGUACCGUUACGGCUAACUUCAACAUACUACGUUUUUACCGUUAACCCCUGACCGGUCAACAUGGCGUCGUUGACGGGCAUUGAGGUCGCCAAACACAAUAAACCAGAUGACUGUUGGGUGAUAGUCCACGGGAGGGCAUACGAUGUCACAGACUUUCUGCCGGAACAUCCCGGGGGGACCAAGAUCAUUCUGAAGUAUGCGGGCAAGGAUGCAACAGAAGAAUUUGACCCGAUCCACCCCCCGGAUACCCUCGAGAAGUAUCUGCCGAAAAAUAAGCACCUGGGCCCCGUGGACAUGACGACAGUGGUAAAGGAAAAGGCCGAAGAGUCUCCGGAAGAACGAGAGAGGUUACAGCGCAUCAAGGAUAUGCCCCUCCUCGAGCAGUGCUAUAACCUCCUCGACUUCGAGGCAGUCGCGAAAAGGGUUAUGAAGAAGACUGCGUGGGGAUAUUACUCCAGCGCAGCUGAUGAUGAGAUCACAAUGCGCGAAAACCACACGGCCUUUCACCGCAUCUGGUUCCGCCCGCGCAUCCUUGUCAACGUCGAGAAAGUAGAUUUCUCCACCACCAUGCUCGGCACCCCCGUAUCCAUCCCGUUCUACGUCACGGCCACGGCGCUCGGGAAGCUGGGACAUGUCGAGGGCGAAGUGGUGCUGACGCGGGCAGCAGCAAAGCACAACGUCAUCCAGAUGAUCCCCACGCUGGCCUCGUGUGCCUUUGACGAGAUCGUCGACGCCGCCUCCGGGGACCAGGUGCAAUGGUUGCAGCUGUACGUCAACAAGGACCGGGCCAUCACGCAGCGCAUCGUACAGCACGCCGAGAAGCGGGGGUGUAAGGGCCUUUUUAUCACGGUGGAUGCGCCGCAGCUGGGCCGCCGCGAAAAGGACAUGCGCAUGAAGUUCACGGACCAGGGGAGCAACGUGCAGAGUGGGCAAUCGAUCGACAACAGCCAGGGCGCCGCCCGCGCCAUCAGCAGCUUCAUCGACCCGGCCCUGAGCUGGGAGGACAUCCCCUGGUUCCAGUCCAUCACCAAGAUGCCCAUUGUUCUGAAGGGCGUGCAGCGCGUCGAGGACGUGGUCAAGGCGGCCGAGGCGGGCGUCCAGGGCGUCGUGCUGUCCAACCACGGCGGGCGGCAGCUUGAGUUUGCGCGGUCCGGGAUCGAGAUCCUCGCCGAGACGAUGCCCGUGCUGCGCGAGCUCGGGCUCGAGAACAAGCUCGAGGUCUACAUUGACGGCGGCGUCCGGCGCGCGACCGACAUCCUCAAGGCGCUGUGCCUGGGCGCCCGCGGCGUGGGCAUUGGUCGCCCGUUCCUGUAUGCCAUGUCGGCGUACGGCCUCGACGGCGUGGACCGUGCCAUGCAGCUGCUCAAGGACGAGAUGGAGAUGGGCAUGCGGCUGAUCGGCGCCCGGAGCGUGGCGGAAUUGAACGCGAGCAUGGUGGAUGCCAGGAGCCUGUUCACUCAUGCCGCGCCCCCCGUCGAUAUGCUCUCGCACGCCGUCUACGAUCCCCUGCAUAAUCCGCCGCAGAGGUCGCCGGUCAAGGGGGAUAAGGCGAAGUUGUGAGAAUUUGUGGAGGGUGCGGGCUAUUUACCUGGGCUGAUGUACAUAACAAUACCCCCCUUGUUUGUUCGUUGGCUUGGUACUUCGAGUAGGAUACAUUCAUGAAUAGAGAAAGAGAAAGAAACCAUGAUAAGAAACAACUACAUAUCUUACUCGAAGGCUUUCAGGUCUAUAAAGUCUGGUUUCAGUUUAUGUUGAAGUUCAUGAGUACUGUAGUGGGAGAAACGCCAAUCGGGGAGGAGCUAUUCGUACUUGCUCACAGU